Messenger RNA from Otolemur garnettii (small-eared galago), 957 nucleotides. It is a transcript of the gene PBX4, whose product is annotated as PBX homeobox 4. Gene Ontology annotation, cellular component: nucleus. The record is from RefSeq and is a predicted model, not a curated record. The transcript has 6 exons. The coding region runs from base 19 to 957 and encodes 312 amino acids. NCBI's taxonomy places the organism in Eukaryota, Metazoa, Chordata, Mammalia, Primates, Galagidae. Gene Ontology annotation, molecular function: RNA polymerase II cis-regulatory region sequence-specific DNA binding; DNA-binding transcription factor activity, RNA polymerase II-specific. Gene Ontology annotation, biological process: neuron development; eye development; embryonic organ development.
CGCCUGGUACCGCCGCUGAUGGAUGUCCCGCCGCUCCCCGCGCCGCCGCCUUCCGCCCCGCGCUGCCCGCCGGGUACCGACACGAGCGACGUCCUGCAACAAAUUAUGGCCAUCACUAACCAGAGCCUGGACGAAGCGCAGGCCAGAAAGCAUGCUCUGAAUUGCCAUCGGAUGAAGCCUGCUCUCUUCAGUGUGCUCUGUGAGAUUAAGGAAAAGACAGUGGUAAGCAUCUGUGGCAUUCAGGAAGAAGAUACCCCGGAUGCUCAGCUCACAAGGCUGGAUAACAUGCUGCUGGCCGAGGGUGUGUCCAGGCCGGAGAAGAGAGGAAGAGGACCGGUGGUGGUGGCCGGCACAGCAACACCAGGUGGCUGUCCAAAUGACAAUAGCAUUGAGCACUCUGACUACAGGGCCAAGCUGUCUCAGAUCCGACAGAUUUACCACUCUGAGCUAGAGAAAUAUGAACAGGCCUGCCAUGAGUUCACCAUGCAUGUCACCAAUCUUCUCCGGGAGCAGAGCAGAAUGAGACCCGUCUCCCCCAAGGAGAUUGAGCACAUGGUUGGCGUCAUUCACAGCAAAUUCAGUGCCAUCCAGAUGCAGCUGAAGCAGAGCACCUGUGAGGCCGUGAUGACGCUACGCUCACGGUUCCUUGAUGCCAGGCGUAAGCGACGGAAUUUCAGCAAGCAGGCAACGGAAGUGCUGAAUGAGUAUUUUUAUUCUCAUUUGAGCAAUCCUUACCCCAGCGAAGAAGCCAAAGAAGAGUUGGCCAGGAAGGGUGGCAUCACAGUCUCUCAGGUCUCUAACUGGUUUGGCAAUAAAAGAAUCCGGUAUAAAAAGAACCUAGGAAAGUUCCAAGAAGAAGCUGCUAUCUACACGGGUAAAUCAGCCACAGACAUCACCGAAGUCAGGGUCCCAGGGAGCCACACCAGUUGCCCAUCAACACCAAGCUCUGGUGAGUGA